Molecule: messenger RNA, 423 nt
Organism: Hibiscus syriacus
Lineage: Eukaryota; Viridiplantae; Streptophyta; Magnoliopsida; Malvales; Malvaceae
Product: ethylene-responsive transcription factor ERF096-like
Exons: 1
Coding region: 1-423 (140 amino acids)
Biological process (GO): ethylene-activated signaling pathway; regulation of DNA-templated transcription
Molecular function (GO): DNA binding; DNA-binding transcription factor activity
Source: RefSeq, a predicted model, not a curated record
AUGGAGGGUAAUUUUAAGGGCAAGGAUGACAAGCUGCAAGGCGGAAGAUCAGCCGAGACUAGUCGAUACCGAGGCGUACGUAGCCGGCCUUGGGGGACGUUCGGGGCGGAGAUACGAGACCCUAACCAGCAGGGAGCUCGUGUUUGGCUCGGGACAUUUGAAACCGCCGAGGAGGCCGCUCGAGCCUAUGAUAGAGCCGCUUAUGCCAUGAGAGGUCACUAUGCUAUUCUUAAUUUUCCGCAUGAGUAUCCCAUGGCUAAUGGCGUCGCUGCUUAUAAUGCUUACUGUCGCUCGUCUUCCGUCGGUUCAUCGUCCUCUUCAUCGUCAACAAUGGGGAAAGAGGUGUUCGAAAUCGAGUAUUUGGAUGAUAAUCUGCUUGAAGAACUGCUGGAAAUCGAAGAGAAGAAGAGCAAGAAGACAUGA